This is a messenger RNA of Salvia miltiorrhiza (redroot sage), 1647 nucleotides long. RefSeq names its product probable pectate lyase P59. The transcript is spliced from 3 exons. Bases 227 to 1573 code for a protein of 448 amino acids. The record is from RefSeq and is a predicted model, not a curated record. Gene Ontology annotation, molecular function: pectate lyase activity. Lineage: Eukaryota; Viridiplantae; Streptophyta; Magnoliopsida; Lamiales; Lamiaceae.
GUACGAAGAACUAGUUCAUUCUCCCUCUCCUUUUUUUUUUCCUCCUUUUUCUUCUUACUAUCCAAGGACAUGAUCCAUAACAUUUGAGUGUUAUAAUCUGAGUUUGCAAAUAGCUACGGGUUUCAAUACGAGACCCGUAGCGGGCAAUUCAGAAAUAAAGGGAGCAUUACUCCCCAAAAAAUAUACAUAUACAUAUACAUAUACACAUAUAUAUAUGUGCAGUUAAAUGGAAGGAAAUAAAAUGAGUUCAAGGUUGAUUUUAUUUGUUGUUGUUGGUUCGAUUUUGCCAGUCCUUAAUGCAAAUAUUGGAGAAUGGGAUGAGGUAUGGCGGAGGCGGGCCGAUGAGGCAUGGAACCGUACACUUGAGGCCUAUCAUCCCAAUCCCGAAAACAUAGUCGAUCACUUAAAUGUGCACGUCAACAGAGCGCUAAAAGAAAUAGAAGAGGGUGAAGGAAUGAAUCUCAAGUCAAAUAGCACUCGGAGGCAUCUAAUGAAGGGCUACAAAGGUCCGUGCAUGGCGACCAACCCGAUCGACCGUUGCUGGAGAUGUCAGCCCGAUUGGGCCGAAAACCGGUUCAGGCUGGCCGACUGCGUCUUAGGGUUCGGGGGCCGGACCAUCGGAGGCAAGGGCGGGCGGAUCUACGUGGUGACGGACCCCUCCGACGACGACGUACAGAACCCUAGGCCAGGAACCCUACGUCACGCGGUGAUCCAGAAGGAGCCGCUGUGGAUCGUGUUCCACCGCAGCAUGGUGAUCAGGCUCCAGCAGGAGCUGAUCAUGCAGAGCGACAAGACCAUCGACGGGCGCGGCGUCAGAGUGGAGAUCGGCUACGGCGCCGGAAUAACCAUACAGUUUGUGAGGAAUGUGAUCAUCCACGGGAUAAAGAUUCACGACAUCGUGAGCAAGGAAGGCGGGCUGAUUAGGGACUCGGUCGAUCAUUUCGGGCUUCGCACCCAGAGCGACGGCGAUGGGAUCUCCAUCUUCGGAUCACAAGAUGUUUGGAUCGAUCAUGUCUCUAUGACCUUGUGCACCGAUGGGAUGAUUGAUGCAAUCCAAGGCUCCACCGCGAUCACCAUCUCCAACUGCCACUUCACCGAUCACGAUAAGACACUGCUUUUCGGUGGCGACGACAGGCACAGCGAGGACGAGAAAAUGCAAAUCACGGUUGCUUUCAACCACUUCGGGAAAAGACUAGUGCAGAGAAUGCCGCGGUGCAGAUUCGGUUACAUCCAUGUUGUGAACAACGACUACACGCACUGGUUGAUGUACGCGAUUGGUGGGAGCAGCCAUCCGACGGUGAUUAGCCAAGGCAACAGAUACAUCGCUUAUCAUCCGUUCGCGAAGCAGGUGACGAAAAGGGAGGCGGCGGAGUCGGAAUGGAAGACAUGGACAUGGGUGUCGGAGGGAGAUGUGUUCAUGAGAGACGCAUAUUUUGUGUCAUCGGGUGAUCAGGAUUGGAGCAAGAAGCAUCCUGAGGUGUAUGACAAGAUUGUGUCUGCGCCUGGUACUUAUGUAGCUCAAAUGACUAAAUUUGCAGGGAGACUAGGCUGCAAGCCAAGAAAACCCUGUUAGGAAAUAUGCUUCAAAUGGAAAUGCCUCCUGCAUGCACACAUUUCUUCAAUUAUAUAUCAUUCAUUUUAUAUACA